AUUUUUUUUUUUAGUUAUUUACCAAGAAUUAUCAAUGGAGGAAUUGCUGGUAUCGUUGGUGUGGCGUGUGUUUUCCCUAUUGAUUUAAUAAAAACACGUUUACAAAACCAACAAAUUUCAAGCGGUGGAGUACUUCAAUACAAAGGGAUAUUUGAUUGUGCAUUGCAAACCUGGCACCGUGGAGGAAGAACUAUUUUUACAAAAAUGCGUUCAAUGUAUUCUGGGAGCGGAGUAAACUUAUUGCUUAUAACACCUGAAAAAGCGAUAAAGCUAGUUGCUAACGAUUGUUUUAGAUUUUACCUUACUGUACCGGGACAAAAACAGCUUUCUAUGACAAGGGGAAUGAUAGCUGGUGGUGGUGCAGGAUUAUGUCAAAUUAUUGUCACUACUCCAAUGGAACUUUUGAAAAUUCAAAUGCAAGAUGCUGGCAGAACAGCAGGGCAGGUAUCACCAAAAGAAAAACUAUCAGCUGUUAGCUUAACGAUGGAUUUAUUAAAAAACCGUGGCAUUUUCGGUCUUUACAAAGGUGUUGGUCCAACAAUGGCUCGAGAUGUUUCAUUUUCUAUUAUAUAUUUCCCAUUAUUCGCAUAUCUCAAUAGUUUGGGUCCACGUUCUAGUGAUGGAAGUGGUAAUGCUGCAUUUUAUACUUCGUUCUUUUCUGGUUUAACUGCAGGCGCCUUUAGUUCGUUCGCAGUCACACCUUUAGAUGGUAAAUAUAAUUAA
Thelazia callipaeda (thelaziosis nematode) is the source of this 723-nucleotide messenger RNA. NCBI's taxonomy places the organism in Eukaryota, Metazoa, Nematoda, Chromadorea, Rhabditida, Thelaziidae. The record is from the annotation of a GenBank genome assembly.